Molecule: messenger RNA, 639 nt
Organism: Uncinocarpus reesii 1704
Lineage: Eukaryota; Fungi; Ascomycota; Eurotiomycetes; Onygenales; Onygenaceae
Exons: 1
Coding region: 1-639 (212 amino acids)
Molecular function (GO): protein binding
Source: RefSeq, a predicted model, not a curated record
AUGUCUACCCCGAACCAGUACGUGCUCGCAGCGGACAACUCCCCGUCUUUGCUCCCCCUCCUUCGAUCGAACCCCUCGUUGGCCUCCGCCCAGGACGCGCAUGGGUACUCUCUGCUGCACGCUGCCGCAUCUUACGGGCAUUUGGACUUACUUCGCUCCCUAGUCCGUGAAUUCCAUGUCGACAUCAAUCUUACCGACGAGGAUGGAGAUACAUGUCUUUUCGUUGCCGAAACGGUAGAGCUUGCCCGCUGCUUGGUUGAGGAGCUAGGGAUUGACAAGACGUUGAAAAAUGAUGAAGGAUUGACUGCAGAAGAGGCGAUCUCCAGCGACGGAUCCUUUCCAGAUGUUGCGGCUUAUCUACGAGGCACGCCUGUGAGCACCAUCGGUGAUAGCGUCACCCGUCCUGGCCCGUCUCUACCACCAAACGUCACGGUGAAUUUCGGCACGAUGACCGAGAGUGCCGCCAACGGGAAUGAUAUGCCAGAUCCAGAGUUUAAGCGGAGGAUAGAUGAGCUCGCCUCAAGGGAAAAUUUCCACAGCGAAGAGAACCAACGGGAAUUACGCGACCUCGUCACCGCGGCAAUACGGGGCGUCAAUGCGGAAACCCAACAAAAAGACGUUCGCCGACGGUUGGAUUGA